GAGAAGAGACAGGCGGAAUUAGGAAAAGUCACCAGUCCCACUCCCAGAGCAGGUUAUCGUUGAACUACGGAGGAAGGAUAGGCUAUAUUUAUAGAGCUCGGGCUAUGCUGUAAAUUACACUUUUUACAAGGUUUUCAUGUGUACAUAAGCAGCGAAAGUUUAUUUCAGAUAGAGGAAUGUGGCAGAAGAGCAGUUGAUCCAACCAGAUUUUUGUGACGGAGAACAUGGCAAGAAGAACAAGGAUAAUUUUUACAUUUUCUGGUAUAGCACUUGUCAGCCUGCUUCUUCUGGGUGGCUCAGUGGAGACCGCCAGUGAGGUUGACCCAUACACAAUUCUUGGAGUGACCAAAAGUGCUAGCCAAGCUGAAAUCAAGAAAGUUUACAAACGGCUAGCUAGGGAAUGGCAUCCUGAUAAAAACAAAAAUGAAGGGGCCGAAGACAUGUUCAUUAAGAUUACCAAAUCUUACGAGAUCUUAUCCAACGAGGAGAAAAGAGCCAACUACGACCGGUACGGCCAGACUGAUGACACCCAGCCUUAUGGGCGUGGUCACCAUGGUCAUCGCCACGACCAUUUCUACUUUGACGAGUCCUUCUUCCACUUCCCAUUCAACAACAAGGGCAGCCGGGAGUUUGCCGACAGCAAGUACGUUCUGCAUUUCAACCAGUAUGUGAAUGACGUUGUGCCUGACAGCUUCAAGAGGCCGUACCUGAUCAAAAUCACCUCAGACUGGUGCUUCAGCUGCAUCCACAUCGAGCCAGUCUGGAAAGAGGUUGUAAAGGAGCUGGAGGCUUUGGGUGUGGGGAUUGGUGUGGUGGAUGUUGGCUACGAGAGACGUCUGGCCAAUCAUCUUGGUGCUCACCGCACCCCAUCCAUACUGGGGGUCAUCAACGGUAAAGUGGCAUUUUUCCACUAUGCUGUGGUGAAGGAGCACCUAAGGCAGUUUGUGGAGGACCUUCUCCCUCAGAGGCUGGUUGAGAAGGUUACAGACAGGAACAACUUUCAAUUUUUGAACAGCUGGCAUGAGCAGAACAAGCCGCACGUGCUUCUGUUUGACCAAGUGCCCGUAGUCCCACUCUUGUACAAGCUGACUGCAUUUGCCUAUAAGGAUUAUGUUCAGUUUGGGUAUGUGGACCAGGGUCUGUCAGAGACAGCCAACCUACUGAAGCAGUUUAACAUUAACACCUACGCCCCAACCAUGCUGGUCUUUAAAGAAAGUACAGACAAGCCUGCAGACAUUAUACAGGCUAAAGGGAUGAAAAAGCAAAUUAUUGAUGAAUUUAUUCUGAACAACAAGUUUCUUCUUGUCCCUCGAUUGGUGAAUCAGAAGCUGUUUGAUGAACUUUGUCCAGUGAAACAGUUCCACCGACGCAGGAAGUAUUGUGUCCUGCUGAUCACUGGUGACGAGGAGGCCUUUGCUAUAGGGAACCAGGCCUUCCUCUCAUUUGCCUCCGCCAACACUAAAGAAGUUGUGAGAUUUGCCUACAUUUACCAAAGGCUGCAGCAACCACUGUGUGAUACUCUGCUCAAGACCAAGGACAGUACACCGCUCCCAACACCACAGGUGUUGAUCUUGGAGCGUCGAAAUGCGGCAGGUAAAGUCCUGUUCAAGUUGGCAGGUAGUUGGAAUGGUACUGAUGAUGACAAACGACAUCUCUUGGAUGAGCUGGAGAGGCUGCUGAAAGACCCGUCCAUCCUUAACUACGACGCCAUGCUGCCGGAGCUCAACAAUGAGUUUGCCUCUAUGUUUCUUGUUCGAUGGAUAUAUUCAGCUUAUGAUUAUCUCACUGAAAUCAUUGACGAUAUUCUUCACAAUAAUUGGCGUGAGAUGAUGCCACUCCUGUCAUUGAUAUUUUCGGCCUUAUUCAUUUUGUUUGGCACUGUGGUGGUUCAGGCUUUUAGUGAUUCCAGUGAAGAUGGCAAAACCAAAUCAAAGGCCAAAGAUGGAACUAAGGCAGAAAAUGAGUCACCGAGUAGCAGUAACACCUCAAGUCGCCCUCCGAAGAAGAACUUUGUGGAGGUGACGGAGCUGACGGACAUCACCUACAUCAGUAACCUGGUGAAGCUGAGGCCGGGCCACAUGAACGUGGUUCUGGUGCUUACCGACGCCACCAAGAACGUUCUGCUCAGCAAGUUUGCCAAAGAAGUCUACUCUUUUACCGGGAGCCUGACACUACAUUUUUCCUUCCUGAACGUGGACAAGCACAGUGCAUGGAUGGAAACGCUGCUUGAGUUCGCCCAGGACGCCAUGCAGAUAGACACCGACGAGGACGACGGUGCCCGCCAGAAGAUGGACUACACGGGCUACGUCCUGGCGCUCAACGGCCAUAAGAAGUACCUGUGCCUGUUCAGACCCGUUUACACCGGCGAGGACCUCGAUGGGAAGUCUUCUGAGGAGGAGGGGCCUGGGGGAGUCACAGGGGGAGGGAGGAGGUCCAGGUCCAGCUCCAGGGAGGACCACCCACCAAGCAAAGCUAACCCCCGGUCUCGCUCCACCGCCACUCUGCAGAUCCACCAUAAACUGGACCGCCUUGGGCUGUGGAUGGAGAGGCUGUUGGAAGGAACUCUGCCCAGGUACUACAUCCCUGCUUGGCCUGGCCUUGACAAGAUAACAGCCCCGAAAUAGGAAUCCUACCGGAGGGCAUGUCUGGCGUGCAAAACCCUUGUGGGCGUUUGUGUCAAUUAUAUUGAUGUGGAAAAUAUCCAAAAGAAGAUAUGCUCAGAAGUUUUAAUGCAUUGCAUGCACACGUCCCAAGUCAGGAUCCGGGUCAAAACGGUCACGUACUGAAGCAAUCUGUGUCUACAAGCCAAGAUGACUGCUGAAUGUUUUGAGUGCAUGCACUGGAACAUGGUUUGAAGAAAUGAGUUUCAAUAGCAUUGUUGUUUUGGCUGAUUGAGACAACUAGACUACAUUCAUAUGCCCUCAAAACUGUUUGCCUCAUGUUCUGCUUGGAUUAGAGCUGCCUUUUUGCACUUAAUAUAUUUAUUUGUUACAGAAGUAGUUUCUAAAGUAGGAUCAAUAAAUUGUUUUCUGAGUGUACAGAGUGAGUAUUGUGGAUCUGAAUGCAACAACAAUUAAACAAUUCAUGAAUUGCUUUUCCUUUCAAAUCCCUUCAUCUGCAUGCUGUAAUUUCUUAUUUUCUUAUUUCUAAUAUCUGCUGCUGUUACAACCUCUAGAUUAACUAACUGAAUCACUGUGGUAACAAGUUGAUUCCUGCAUUUUCUAAACCAUCAUCCAUCUUAUUCACAUAUUUAGGCCUAAUCUAUCAGAGUGUUCAAUGAAAUUUGCUUCACUGUCUCAAUGGUGAUUGAUUAGUACUGUGAACAGAGAUGCAUGUCUCUACUAGUGUUAUUUUUGUCACCAAAUUUGACCUCAUACAUAAACUAAAUUCCUGAACUGAGAUUUGUCAUUACGCAGAAUACUGUAACUACAAGGCCUUCCGUUUUCCCCUGGCUGCUAAUAUUUCAUGGUCAUCCUUACUCGUUUAGACAGACUAUUAUUGAAAAACAGAUAUAACCUCAUUCUUUUGCCUAUUUUUACACUGCUUGCAAGAUUUUCCUAUUUGUCUAGACAUUUUUUUUCACAACAUCUUGACCAGUGGCUUAAUGUAGCGCUGAAAGUGUACUAUAUGUUGGGGAACUAACAUUUUAUGCAACAUUUAGAUCUAUUUUGAAAAAAAAUAAGGGAAGAGCAAAAAGAAAGGAAAACAAAACAAUUGUGCUUAACCCAAUUUAAUUAACAUUAAACAUUGAUUGUCUUGAUGAAAACAGUUGAUUUGCCACUGAAAAUGUUGUUGUACAUAGUAUAUCUUUGUACUGUGUCGUCUGUACAUUUAAGUUAAACUCCAAUAAAAAAUGUGUUGUUUUUAACAUGGAUUUAUAAUAAUGUGGUCAUAACAUUAACCAAUACUGUUCAUUGUUCCAUAUGUAAACAUGUUUUUGUUACUGAAUUAUAUAACCCUGAUACUAUGUCAGAAAUUUCGUUAAUCUUGAGAAAAUAGAUUUUGCAGAUGUAUCAAUAAGUAACAAAGCAUAAUUAUCUUCCUGUGUGCAAUAAAUACUUUAUGUUCAUA
Molecule: messenger RNA, 4071 nt
Organism: Esox lucius (northern pike)
Lineage: Eukaryota; Metazoa; Chordata; Actinopteri; Esociformes; Esocidae
Gene: dnajc16
Product: DnaJ (Hsp40) homolog, subfamily C, member 16
Exons: 15
Coding region: 225-2624 (799 amino acids)
Source: RefSeq, a predicted model, not a curated record